Branchiostoma floridae (Florida lancelet) is the source of this 782-nucleotide messenger RNA. RefSeq names its product lysosomal alpha-glucosidase-like. Gene Ontology annotation, biological process: carbohydrate metabolic process. Bases 135 to 782 code for a protein of 215 amino acids. Gene Ontology annotation, molecular function: carbohydrate binding; catalytic activity. The transcript is spliced from 2 exons. The record is from RefSeq and is a predicted model, not a curated record. NCBI's taxonomy places the organism in Eukaryota, Metazoa, Chordata, Leptocardii, Amphioxiformes, Branchiostomatidae.
UUUCCGUGACCUUGAUAACUGAGCGAGCAAAGUUCACGUUGUACUAGCGCUCUCUCACACGUAUAUAUUUUGAGGUUUAAACUUUUUACAAACCUUGAAAACCUGAGAUUCACUACUCCAUAUUUUCUGUCACGAUGUACCAAAAACAAGACGAUUACGAUGAAUUGGCGGAAGCAACUCUCAUGCAGACCGAGUACAGGCCAAGGAGGAAGAAUCGGCGACCAUGUUUGAUAUUCUUCUGCAUCGUGGUUGUUUUUCUCGCCAUUAUAAUCCCCGUAGCGAUCGUAGCCAGCAACAGAAGCCACGGGACGAGCGGGUACGUGACACCGGAGUGCCCGAGCGGUGACGAGCGGGAGAGAGUCGACUGCUACCCCGAGGGAGGGGCGAGCAAGGCCCGGUGCGAGUCUCGGGGAUGCUGCUGGGCCCAACCCACCACCCAAGGCCCGCCUAGCUGCUUCUACCCCGUUAACCACGGGUACGAGCUGGUAGGGGGCCUGCAGAGUACACCCAUCGGGUACAGGGCCACCCUCCGCCGCCUGAACACCCAGACUAUGUACGGUGGCGACCUGGGAAACAUCGAGGUGGUGGUGGAAGUUCAGGAGGACUAUCGGCUUCAUGUCAAGGUGUCUGACCCGACGCGCCCUCGGUACGAGGUGCCCGAGGCCGCACUGAAGCGCCCCCAAGCGACGACCUUGGCAGAGCACCCACUGUACAACUUGACCUUCACCAGCAACCCCUUUAGUAUCAAGGUCACGAGGAGAAGCACAGGGGCCACUAUGUAA